AUGAUAUUAUGUAGUGAUUAUAAUCAUAAAUUAAAACCAAUAUUUGAUUAUAUAAAAAAUGAAUAUAGUGAUGAAGAAACAGGUCUUCUUUCAUUUGGUUGUGUAUUAAGACAAAUGGGAAAAUUUAAUGAAGCCGAAAACUAUUAUCGAAAAUUUCUUAAUCAACAACAACAAUAUGAUUAUCAAAGUCAAGCACAAUGUUAUCAUUUACUUGGAAAUAUUACUUUAGAUAAAGGAAAUUAUGAUUUAAGUCUUGAAUAUUAUUUAAAAUCGUUAGAAAUUAAAAUGAAAAAAUUAGAAUCAAAUGCUCGUAGUCUUGCCUAUAGUCAUAACAAUAUUGCUAUAAUUCAUUGGAAAAAAGGAAACAAAAAACAAGCUAUUGAAUCAUAUAAUAAAGCAUUCAAAAUUUCGAUUGAAUUCUAUGGUAAAGAUGAUUUAAAAGUCGCGAUGUGUUUUAAUAAUAUAGGUAUUGUUUAUGAUGAUGAACAAAAAUAUGAAGAUGCAUUAAAAUAUUAUGAAAAAGCUUUAAUAAUUCGUUUAAAAUAUCUUCCAAAUGAACAUUUUGAUAUAGGUGAUAUAUAUAAUAAUAUUGGUGCUGUUCAUCGUUAUCUUGGUCAUUAUGAUCUUGCAUUAAAUUAUUUUAAUCAUUCAUUAGAAAUUUAUGAAAAAUCACUUUUUCCUCAACAUCCAUCAAUUGCAUCAAUUUGUAAAAAUAUUGGUAUUACAUAUGAAAUAAAAAAGAAUCUAAUACAAGCAUUAGAAUUUUAUAAUAAAGCAGCAAAUAUAUUUCAACAAAUAUUACCAAUAGAACAUCCUGAUGUUAUUGAAAUUGAUCGAUUAAUUCGACAUGUUUCUUCUCAAAUUAAUACAUAA
This is a messenger RNA of Rotaria sordida, 873 nucleotides long. The record is from the annotation of a GenBank genome assembly. Lineage: Eukaryota; Metazoa; Rotifera; Eurotatoria; Philodinida; Philodinidae.